AGAAAGAAAGAAAGAAAGAAAGAAAGAGCGCGCGUGUUAUGUGUUUGGUUAUCCUCCGUGUUUUCUCUCUUGCGUGUUUCAUUGAGUGUAAACGGAGUCUUGUCUCUGUGUAUUUUAUUGUUGAGAGGAUACAGGACACUACAGUGUGUGACAGUAAACAGAGCUUACAGGAGGAUCAAACCUCCACAGAGUCUCUGGAUUCUGUCUGUAACGCUGGAGAACAGCAGCAGAUCCUGCAGACCAAACUGAAGAUGUGUUCAGUUAAACUCAUCGACUGCACGAACCUCAUGAUGGAGAUUAAAACUGAACCCACAGAAAUCAAAACUGAACCCACAGAAAUCAAAACUGAACCCACAGAAAUCAAAACUGAACCCACAGAAAUCAAAACUGAACCCACAGAAAUCAAAUCUGAACCCACAGAAAUCAAAACGGAACCCACAGAAAUCAAAUCUGAACCCACAGAAAUCAAAUCUGAACCCACAGAAAUCAAAACUGAACCCACAGAAGAGGAAGAUCGCACUGAGGAAGAUGAUGAUUUCAUUCCAUCAGAUGUGAAGAGUGAUUCAUGUUUGGAUAUAGAAAUAACGUCCUCAACAUCAAAAGAGCGACUGACAGCACAAACUCUUUCCUGCAUCACCUGUGGAAAGACAUUCAGCUCACAGAGACAUUUAGAGAUACAUGAGAGAAAACACACAAAAUCUUUCAAAUGCUCUCAGUGUGACAUGACGUUUACUUGUUCAGCUUACUUAAAAAACCAUCAGAGAGUUCAUACUGGAGAGAAACCUUAUCACUGUAGUGUCUGUGGAAAGAGUUUUGGACAACAGGGAAACUUUUUUUAUCACAAAAGAGUUCAUACAGGUGAAAAACCUUUCAAAUGCUCUCAGUGUGACAAGACGUUUACUUAUUCAAGUAACUUAAAAACCCAUCAGAGAGUUCACACUGGAGAGAAACCUUAUCACUGUAGUCUCUGUGGGAAGAGUUUUAGUCAAGGGUCUUCAUUACUAAAGCACAAGAGAAUUCAUACAGGUGAAAAACCUUUCAAAUGCUCUCAGUGUGACAAGACGUUUGCUCACUCAACUUCCUUAAAAUCUCAUCAGAGAGUUCAUACUGGAGAGAAACCUUACGUCUGCUUUCACUGUGGAAAGAGCUUCACUAAUUCAUCCUAUUUAAGAGUUCAUCAAAGAGUUCAUACUGGAGAGAAACCUCAUCACUGUAGUAUCUGUGGGAAGAGUUAUAGUGCAAAGGCUGCCUUACUUAAUCACGAGAGAGUUCAUACAGGUGAAAAACCUUUCAAAUGCUCCCAGUGUGACAAGACGUUUACUGCUUUAUCUUCCUUAAAAUACCAUCAGAGAGUUCACACUGGAGACAAAUCUUAAGACUGUAAUGUUUGUGGGAAGAGUUCAUCAACAGCAAUGAAAAAAAGUUGCAUGCAACCUCAGGUAAUAAAUCCGUGGGACCUAGUGCCCCCUCCUGGUUGGAAGUAUUUACAUCCUAAUACAAAAAAAAUCACUAUUUUAAAAGUAUUUGAUUAAGUAUAAUGUGGUCCAGCGGGCCAUAUUAAAAUUUACCCCAGGCCGUGUGCGGCCCUUGGCCCGCCAGUUGCCCAUCCCUGAUUUAAGUGUAAAAAAUAAAAAAUUUGGAGAUAAUUUCGCAAUUUUCUGCCAUUUCUGAUGAAAAUUUACAUGUUGCGGCAAUAGAGGUUUCUGUUCAGAAGGUAAUGCAUUGUUCUUCCUUUUGUGUUUUCGAGUCGAUCGGAAUUACGCUCGCGGGGAUAUUGGUGCAUGUUUUUUAAGUGCUGUUUUGCUGCGCAGGGCUAACCGUGAGGCGAAAUCUGGCAUGUUUGGUAUCGUUAGACUCCGCGACUAUUCAGGACUCCAGGAAAAGAAGUCCCUUGAGAAUAUGUCAAUUGCAGCCAAAGUUAUAGGCAUGUAAAACAUUUGUCUUACCACUAGGUGGCGCUGCGAUGAAACUGGGCAUGCCCUCUCAGAUCCUGACGCGGUUUACGGAAACGGAUUGGCGAAUCGACAUGAAUUCCAUAACUUUUUGCCUUGAGUGCCUGUAGAUGCUACAUAACGUUUUUCUUUGCAAUUGGGCAAAAGCUCUAGGACAAGUUUGCAAAAGUAGCUUUUAUGAAUAAUUCAAAAUGGUGGAAAAAUUUUCAUAAUGGAAAAUGACGUCAUAGGGUCCAAUCGAAUCGUCUUGAGCCAAGGAUUCAGAGGAAAAUCAGACAAGAAUUUUGUGUUUAGGACUUACAGGUCAGAAGUUAAAAGCAAAACUGUUGGUGGCGCUAGCGGGUUAGAGAGAGAGACUCCAAAUUUGCUGUGGAGACUUUUUGGACAGUCCUUUAUAAGCGUGCCAAAUUUUAUUACUUUCCUAUGUACCCUGCUAUGGGCUGCCAUAGACCGCAAUGGCGGAAGAAGAAGAAUCAUCGGAAGAGUAAUAAGAAAACUAACGGAUACAAUAGGGGUCAGUGUUGUUUUCGUCAACGAUGACGAUAACAAAAUUAUUUCAUUGACCCACCUUUUUUAUGACGAUAACGCGAUGAUGACUAGCUAAAAAUGGCUUUAAGGUGACGAAAACAUGACGAGACGGAACGAAAAUGAUUAUAAGUCUGACGACACAUUUCAUGGUAAGCUUAAGGUUUUACUUGUAUCUACUUGUCAAACGUACACCCAUUUCCAAUACUUUUUGUGGUGUAUUUAAAUAACAAGGCAAGGCACGUGUUUCUCAACUUUAUAAACAAGGUCUCAGCAUAACACAAACUCAACAUAAGGGUAUAUCAGACUAAAGCUAAAAGGUCUGCCCAAAACAGCACUGAAUGGGCAAAGACCCCAUAUAAUCAAAUUAUGAGCAAUAUCGCAGAUAACUAGAACAGAACAAACAUACAAAUGAAAUAAAACUGUGCUGCUCAUGUUUUUAGAUUAACAGUACUGUAUUAUGGAGGACGAAAAAUGACUUAAAGGUCCCAUAUUUGAAAGCUUUCUAGUUUUAUUUUAGGUGUUAUGAUGUCCUGAAGGAAUAGUUCACACAAAAAUUAAAUUUCUGUUAUUUUUUACUCACUUUCAUGUUGUUACAAACCUGUAUAAAUUUCUGUGUUCUGAUGAACACGAGGGAAGAUAUUUUGAGGAAAGUUUGAAAUCAAGCUAUUUGUGAUCCCCAUUCACUUCCGUAGUAUAAUUUUUUCUUACUAUGAAAGUGUUGUUCUUUGACGGUUGUUUUAUGAGUGAAAUACACAUUUGAAAUAACGUUACUCAUGGAGGUAAACUAAAUGUUAGUUUCUGUGCACUAAAUGGGACGGUGUCUGUAACUUAAGAAAAAAAACGUUUGAUGUCCAACAGAUAUUUUAUCAAAACUUGUGGCCAUGGGCGUCGGAAGCAAAUGAAAAGUGGGUGGGUCCCCA
This is a messenger RNA of Paramisgurnus dabryanus, 3400 nucleotides long. RefSeq lists its product as uncharacterized. Lineage: Eukaryota; Metazoa; Chordata; Actinopteri; Cypriniformes; Cobitidae. The record is from RefSeq and is a predicted model, not a curated record.